Molecule: messenger RNA, 1700 nt
Organism: Euleptes europaea (tarantolino)
Lineage: Eukaryota; Metazoa; Chordata; Lepidosauria; Squamata; Sphaerodactylidae
Product: cholinesterase-like
Exons: 3
Coding region: 1-1659 (552 amino acids)
Biological process (GO): choline metabolic process; acetylcholine catabolic process
Cellular component (GO): plasma membrane
Molecular function (GO): acetylcholinesterase activity
Source: RefSeq, a predicted model, not a curated record
AUGCCCAGUCUUUGCCUUUCAUUCUUGUGGCUCUUCCUCCUUUCCCCACUGGCCUCCAAGGCUGCAUCUGAUGAAGAUGACACUGUAGUGGUCACCAGCAGUGGGCCUAUCAAAGGGAAGCGUCUCCAGGUUGGCUCUGGCUCCGUGACUGCUUAUCUGGGCGUCCCCUAUGCAGAACCGCCUUUGGGGAAAUUGCGUUUCCAGAAGCCGCUUCCUCAUCAGCCUUGGAGCCAAGUCCUGGAGGCGACCAGCUUUGGCAACUCCUGCUCCCAGUUCCUUCUUCAUGAUUUCCCUGAUGCUUCGGUGUGGGCUGUCAACCCACCACUGUCAGAGGACUGUCUCUUUCUGAACAUCUGGAUGCCCCACCCACGGCCCUCUGCCCCACUCCCUGUCCUUGUCUGGAUACACGGUGGGGGUUAUUGCACUGGAGCAUCUUCUCUGGAUUUGUAUAAUGGGGCCUCCUUAGCUGCUGAGGAGAACCUCAUAGUGAUCUCUUUGAAUUAUCGCUUGGGGGCUCUAGGCUUCCUUUCAUUACCACCAAGUGCCCCAGGUAACGUUGGCCUCUUGGACCAACAGCUGGCACUGAAAUGGGUAAAAGAGAAUGCAGCCUCCUUUGGAGGAGAUCCUGCUCAGGUGACCCUUUUGGGACAGAGUGCUGGAGCAGCCUCGGUGGGUUUCCAUCUCCUCUCGCCAGGAAGUCAGCCCCUUUUUGCUCAGGCUGUGCUGCAAAGUGGAUCUGUGAAUGCCGUCUGGUCUUGGAGUAGUCCUGAGGAGGCCAAACAGAAAGCCCUUGUUUUGGGACAGACGCUGGGCUGUACUCAAGAUAAUGAUGCUGCUGUGGUGACCUGCCUACAGGGAAAAGAUGUAGCGGGUUUCAGUCAGUAUGAGUUAUCCGAACUGAACACCACGAUAUUUCUGAAUCUUCCUUUCGUGCCCACCACUGAUGGAGAGUUCCUCCCAGAGGACCCACAAAAGCUUCUGGAGCCUGGGCGCAUUCCGAAUAAACCGAUUCUCAUCGGCAUCACUUCUGAUGAAGGGUCUACCUUUGUGCCAUACACUUUUCCAGACGCCAAAGACGGGCUAAUAACUUGGCAGCAGCUGGUGGAGGGUGUGAAGAGGACGGUACGAAGGGCUACAGAAGAAGUUAUUCAAGCCGUGGCACGAAGAUACAGCAAAGAGGACCAUGGCCCCGCAUCCUACCGCCAGGCCAUGGUGCACUCCAGUAGCGAUUACUUCUUUGUAUGCCCCGUAGCAGAAACCGCUGCAAAGUUGACCGAAGCUGGGAGUCCUGUGUACAGUUACUUCUUCUCACAGCACACCUCUGGCUCUGUUUGGCCUGAGUGGAUUGGGGCAUCCCAUGGUGCUGAACUACCGUACUUAUUUGGCACCUUUAAGACUGUCCUGGUUGCCAACCAAACAUACACAGAGGCGGAAGCUGCAUUGAGCCUUAGGGUGAAGCGAUAUUGGGCAGAGUUUGCUAGAAAUGGGAAUCCUAAUGGGGUAACAGCCAAUGAGACUGAAUGGCCGCUCUACAAUGUCACAGAGCAGAACUUCUUCCUCCUUUCCACAAAACCACCCCAAGUUGUACAGAAAUCGCCUGCCCGACACUGUGGUUUCUGGAAAACACAGGUUUUGAACGUCACACAGACAAGUAAUUGAUGGGCUUCCUGCUUCUUGAGGACAGUCUAGAUGUUUCCAAG